CUCCCAAAUCCCCUUUCCUCUUCAGCCCCUCCCGCACCCAGUAGAGGUGGCGCCUCCCUGCUGCCCUCGCCGGCGCCUCCCUGCAGCCCCCCUCUCCCUCUAACCCCUCUCCAGCACUCACCCCGCAGCCUCUACGCUCGCCGAUCUCCUCCCUGGGCGCGUGGCUGGGCAGCCCGGCGCCCGUCGAUUCCGCCCGCGGGCGCGUGGCUGGGCCGCCCGACGCCUCAGCUCCGGCGCCAACCGUCCCGAAGCCGCAGCUCGGGCGCUAAACGGCCCUGCUCUGCCUCGUCCUGCCUCCCUGCUGCUCGCCUGCCCGGGGCUCCCGCUGCCUCCAUUGGUGCGCGCUGCAGCCUGCAGGAACCCUAACCUCCUCAGCCGCCCUCUGCUUGGCAGUGCACAGAUCAGCUCGACCGCCUCCCCUGCAACCUUGACCUCAGCAAGAUUUGGUGCUCUUUUGUGGCUGAAUUUGUUCACUGCAGCAAAAUUAGCCCACCGUCUUUCAGUGGCGGGCGACGGCAUGUCAUCCCCCGGAUCCUCGGACGACCCCAGAUCUCAAGUAAGCUCGCUGUACAAGCGUCAUUCAUUUCAGAGUGAUGUUCUUGGUGCGCUACAAGUUCAGAAGAUCCAUAAUGUUUGGAUUUUUGAUGAGAAGAGUUUGAUUGUUCGAGGAGAUUUGUCUUACUCCAUGGCAUUAUACAAGAUCUUCGACCAGAUACUGCUUCUUGUGGCAGAUAACAAGAACCGAGGAAUGACUCGACUGACAGUAGAUGUGGACCAGAACAAGGGCAGAAUCAAGUUUACUUGUACUGGAACAAAUAUCCCUAUGGGGCCCGAGGCAAUGUUGCAAUUUACCGAGUAUAGUCCGACAAUGGAGUUCAACGGAGUGUUUGCCAAUGUUCUCUCAAAUAGGUUUACGGUCAGCACCACAAAUGGAAAACAAUUGCUCAAGCAGACAUACAGAAAACGCAUGUUGAAGGUACAACCGCAAGUAACUAAAAACCGCAUAGUUCCUGAGGAAUCAACACAUCUGGAGGAGUGGACAAGCGUGUCUUUUAUACCUGAUCUUGCAAUGUUCAGGAUGACGAAGCUGGAAGGUGAUAUUAUCUGUAUGAUGCGAAAAAGAGUCAUUGAGAUGACCUGCACCAUUGGAAAAAGCAUCGAUGUGUGCUUCAAUGAUGAAUUGAUACCAGAGAUGACAUUUCUCAAGUUUGUCGAGCACUACAUUGGCGCUGGUGCGGAAGCAGAAGAGAAACAUCCAAGGGUGUAUGAGAGUUGGUGAAUGGGAGAUUUGUCUGACCCUUAGUGAUGGCGAGUUCAACCAAGUUAGCUUCACGAACGGACAUUCAACUUUGGGUGGAAGCCAUGUGGACUGCGUAGCAGACCAGGUUAUAGCAUAUGUCAUGAGGAACAUUGAGGAAAGUGGCAAGCAGAGAGAAAUCACGCAUGAAAAUGUCAAGAGCUGGCUGUGGUUAUUUCUCAAUGUGACAGAUGAAAAUGCUACAUUUGACUUACCCUGCAAAGAAACUGUGACAAACAGCAAAGUGUUUACUUGCAAGCUAUCAGAUGAGUUCCUUCAAAAAUUUAUUGAGUUUGGAAUCAUCAAUAUACUAUGUCCCAUGGGUGAUCCGACCAUCGAAUCAGAUUUAUCUGAUUCAGAUGUAACUGGAAUUCCGAAAUUGGAUGAUGUGAAGUUUGCUGGUGGUACAAAAGCUAGGAAGUGCACCUUGAUUCUUACCGAAGGAGAUUCAGCAAAGUUACUUGUGAUGAAUGCCCUGGGUACUAUUGGACGGGAUUACUAUGGCGUGUAUCCAUUGAAUGGAAAAAUCAUGAAUGUGAAUGGACGUACACCAGCCCAAGUAUGGGAAAGCUCUAAAGUUCAAACUAUAAUGCGGAUAAUGGGUCUGAAAUUUGAACGCAAGUACAGUGUUGUUGAUGGCUUGCGGUAUGGCCGUAUAAUGAUUAUGAUGGAUCAGGACGUUGACGGUUCUCACAUCAAAGGCUUAAUCAUCAAUUUAUUCCUUGAAUGUUGGCCUUCUUUGCUCAAAGUUGAAGGGUUUUUACAGCAGUUUAUCACUCCAAUCAUCAGACUUUCCCAUAAUAGUGAAAGUAUUUUGUUCUACUCAAUGAUCGAGUAUAAACUGUGGAAUGAGAGGCACGAAGGAGAGGCUGGUAACUGGACAGUGAAAUAUUAUAAGGGUUUAGGAACAAGCACCACUGCUGACGCUGCUAAGUAUUUUCGACACAUGCGCAAACACACACGAAACUUCAUUUGGCGUGGUGUGGAAGACAGUACUAGUAUAAAGUUAGCAUUUGAUAGGAAGUCAGCAGCCUUAAGAAAAGAAUGGAUGAAAAUUGGGUUCGAGUUUCAGUAUCACAUGGAUUACACUCAAGAAUGCAUUAGUUAUAGUGACUUCAUAAAUAAUGAGAUGCGGCUGUACUCUAUAGCAAAUCUUGAGCGGUCAACACCAUCGGUGAUGGAUGGCUUUAAGCCUGUCCAAAGGAAGAUUAUGCAUUCCUGCUUGAAGAGAACCUUAAAAGAAGUUAAGGUCACAGAACUUGUUGGAUAUGUGUUACAAGCUAUGUUUUUAAGGCGGUAAGGCGAGGCGAGGCGCUGGGGGGGGGGGGGGCGCCUAAGCGCUAAAGCGUAAGGCGAGGCGACGCCUUAGACACGUGCAUAUAUAAUAUAUGGCAGCCAAUUAGGAGAUUUAACAACUAGCAUUAACUUAAUAAAUUGUACAUACAUAUAUAAUAGAUGGCAACCAAUUAGGAGAUUUAACAACUAACGUUAACAUAUAAACUGUUACCAAAGCAUAGGCCUCAAAUCAUCAUGUGUAUAUGACAGAACGGCGCCUUUGAAGUUCAGCUUCAUCCUCCUCAUCAAUAUAUCGCUCCAUAGCUUUAAACUUUCUAGUGUUUAAGGAAUUGUGCAUCUCUAUCCUAAUCUCCAUGGAUGCCUCGGGACACUUAUCCGCAUCACUGGAACCCCCAGAAAAGUGUUGCUUUAGCCUUCUCACUCCACCAUGGACUAUCUUGCCACACAAUGUACACUGGAGUAAAUCUUUCCUCUCUAAAUCUGGCCAGAACCCAUACUUCCAGGCUGGAUCAUCUGAUGUAGCUCUUCUCCUAGGAUCAUUGGCUAGAUCCAUCAGAGCAGGUACACCUGGCUACUGUCAAA
Molecule: messenger RNA, 3175 nt
Organism: Aegilops tauschii subsp. strangulata
Lineage: Eukaryota; Viridiplantae; Streptophyta; Magnoliopsida; Poales; Poaceae
Product: DNA topoisomerase 2
Biological process (GO): sister chromatid segregation; DNA topological change; resolution of meiotic recombination intermediates
Cellular component (GO): nucleus
Molecular function (GO): ATP binding; DNA topoisomerase type II (double strand cut, ATP-hydrolyzing) activity; DNA binding
Source: RefSeq, a predicted model, not a curated record